UGAUGAACAGAUAGAGCAAGUCUUCUUUUCUCCACCUAGAGUCAGGUAUACUAUUAGGUGCAAUAAAACAGAUACUUCAGAGAUGGAUAGUUUGAUUUAGUAUAUUACGUGAACCCAGUUGAAAUUUUAUCAGGUUCAGCUUGAGUUGCAACCCUGAAUAACUCCUUCUUGUGUCCAAAUGUGAGGAGUAAAGGAGUCGUGUCUUCCUUGAUAUUGUAGUGGUGUUAGAAUUUCUACCCUUCCUAGUCUUUCUUGCCAAUGAGAAUGAGUUUCUGUCUAUUGAAAGCUUGUUUUCCAUUGUUAAUGGCUCAUAGUACAAGGACUAAGUUUCUUCCUUGGCAGUGAGCCCCGAGAGCAAGUUCCAACAUGCUGUGUCCAUGGCAAACACUGUUUAUCUCUUCUUCUGCUCAGUACAAUGUAAUCAGGUUCUCUUUCCUAAAGGUGGGCACUGUUUCUGGAGGUGGUUACCUAUGGCACCUGUGGAAGCUCUGUAUACCAUUCUUCAAGAUGAGAUCCAGUCCUUUGAGAAGCACAUAAGAUGUUGCCAGCAGGCUUUUGACAUUCACACUCUUUACAAUGUGUUGUUGCUGCUGCUCCAUGAAGAUGAUGGUGUAGUAGAGAUUCACAGCCUUGAGCAGCUGGAAAAGCUUGUGAAGUCCAAGAAAUGUAACAGACAGGAUAUUGUGAGAAUUACAGUUAGUGGUGAUAAAUCUGACAUUGCCAACUACAUUUCUUGGUUUGUCUCUUAUGUGAGCUAUCUAGGUUCUUUGAAAGAGGAGUUUGAUGCCAAAGUUGUGUUUCCUUUGUGUGAGAACCUUUAUGUUAAUGAUGACUCACUGGACAGAUUGCUUUCAGGAUUCAUGAAAGGACGCAGGCCUCAUGCCACAGUGUCGAUAGCACAUACGGCCAGGCAGUUGUUUGCCCUCAGAAGGAAAUGGGCCUUGCUCCUGAAAAAGGGCUUGAUCUGUGAGCAAGCCUUCCAUACCCAGAGCCUCCUUGAUCUGCAGGGCUUUGCUUAUAUCCAACCCUUUGUGAAGAUCAUGAGGCUAGUCCCAGAUCUUUUUCACAAGAGCUUAGCAGCUGCUGAGCUUGCUACGCAGUGGGUGAAAUACCAUGCCAGCAGGCAUAGCUCCCACCAAGAACACUCACAUCCCAUCCUAAUCCGGAGGUGCAAUGGCACAAGAGUGAUGGAAGGCAGUUUGGACCAUCACUGGUAUGGUGCAUCCUUUUGCCAGUCUGAACUACCUCUAAACCAUCAUGACUAUAUGAAGACCUGGCUACCACCUAAAGCCAACAACAACAACGAUAAUAGGGACAUGUAUAAGACAACAAUUAUCCAGAAAAGGAAUCAGCUGCAGGAGACCUAUGGGGAGCUCUUGUCCCUGCUCUGGCGGGAGGAACGUUCUUGGACACUGGAAGGAGAGAUUCAGGAGGUAAACCAGAGGAUUUCAGAUCUGCAUGUGCAGCAAGAGGCCAAGGAAAAUGAACUAGAAGCCCUUGAGCAACAACUAAAGAAAGGCAAUUGGAAUGUAUCUAGUGCACAGUACCAAAGAGACCUCUGUGAGCUGAAUGCCUUACGGAGGCAGCUUAGGCUGGAGGAAUACCGCAAGAGCAUCUUGCAGGGAGAUUGGCUACUGGAGUUGGAGGUCAGGCCAGUCCUUAUACGACCAAUUUAUACACUGCAGGAACGCUGCCAGAAGCUUAUGAGGGUGUUGCAAGCCAAAGAAGAGAUUCAACAUGAUCUCCAGCCAGCUGAUAGAAUUGAUUCACACUCUUCCUGCAACUCAGUGGGUCUGAACAUAUUGAGUUCUUGUUCUUGAGAAGGAAGAGAGCUCUAGCCUACAGUGAUAUUGUUAAUAUACACUUGGUUUCAGGGGCAAUGCCCCAUCUGGCUUUCCCUCAUCUUUAUUCCACAUAAUAUAUCACCUCAGUCCUAGCUUCAUAAGCUGUAUUGUAAUGUGUUCUACUAAGGGCUGCCAUUGAUGAUUGUCUGGAAGCUGCAGCUGAUGCAGACUUAGCAAUACAUCCCUUAUCAGGGAUGUAGAUAAUGUUGCUAAACUACAACUUUAAGGAGUUCUGUCAAUAAGAGUAAUGGUGAAAAAUGCUGGGAAUUAUAAUUAAAAAACAACUAGGAAAACCUUA
Messenger RNA from Python bivittatus (Burmese python), 2142 nucleotides. Lineage: Eukaryota; Metazoa; Chordata; Lepidosauria; Squamata; Pythonidae. The record is from RefSeq and is a predicted model, not a curated record.